Tauraco erythrolophus (red-crested turaco) is the source of this 661-nucleotide messenger RNA. Lineage: Eukaryota; Metazoa; Chordata; Aves; Musophagiformes; Musophagidae. The record is from RefSeq and is a predicted model, not a curated record.
UUUGCCCAGAGCAGUAUACUCAGCCACCACCCACCCAGUCUCAUCGCACAGACCUGAUGAUAGACUGCCAGCCUCCCCCAAUGUCCUACCGCAGAGCAGAGGUGCUGACUCUUCCCUACAAGCGGCGCUAUGAGAAGAUCGAAAUCAUGCCAGAACUUGCAGAUUCACUCGUGCCCUUGGAGAUUAAGCCUGGUAUUUCCUUAGCAACAGUUUCUGCCGUCUUGCAUACUAAAGACAACAAGCAUGUGCUGCAGCUCCCUCCAAAACCUGUGCAACCUCCGGCCAGCAAGAAGAGAAAGCGGGUGAGUGAUGACGUGCCAGAGUGUAAACCUUUGAAGCCAUUGCUGAGCGGCUCCAUUCCUGUGGACCAGUUUGUGCAGACACUCGAGAAGCAUGGUUUCAGCGACGUGAAGGUGGAAGACACAGCCAAGGGCCAUAUUGUGCUCCUCCAGGAGGCAGAAACCCUCAUUCAGAUUGAGGAGGACUCCACACACAUCAUCUGUGACAACGAUGAACCUUUGAGGGUGAAACUGCGUGACCUGGUUCUCAAAUUCCUGCAGAAAUUUUAGCUCAUGGACAUCAUGGUGCUCUGGAAGGAGACACCCCAAAGCACCAGAGCUAAGAGCUUCCCAGAGGGAGAGAGAAUUUCCUGAUUCAAAGA